Molecule: messenger RNA, 1906 nt
Organism: Tarenaya hassleriana
Lineage: Eukaryota; Viridiplantae; Streptophyta; Magnoliopsida; Brassicales; Cleomaceae
Product: protein indeterminate-domain 5, chloroplastic-like
Exons: 3
Cellular component (GO): nucleus
Molecular function (GO): DNA-binding transcription factor activity
Source: RefSeq, a predicted model, not a curated record
GAUUCUUUCGUUUCACUUCCCCACUUUCUCCUGAUUUCGGUUUCAUCGCCAUAGUAUCAAAUCUCUCUCUCUCUCUCUCUCUCAUGCUUGUUUAUUAUGUUAGAUAUAUAAAUAAACUUUCGUUCUCCUCUCAUUUUAUUUUGGAUUUGCGUUAAUUACACGGAAAUUUCGAGAAAUUGUGAAUAGCCCAUUUUUAGGGUUUUUUGAGAUAAGAUAUCAGUGGAAGUCAAAAAAGAAUUUAAUGUUAGGAGUUUCUUCUGGGUAGUUUCAUCUCUCUUUUCCUCUCUCUCACCAUCACAAACAACAAGGAGAAGAAAAAGCUGCUUAAAAGCUCCAAAUUAAAGCAGGAGAAACAGACAUGGCGGCUUCUUCAUCAUCGGCUGCUUCGUUUUUCGGAGUAAGACAAGAAGAUCAAACACCAGUUCCUCUUCAGAGUUCCUCCGCCGUCUCCGGCCCUCCUCAUCCGCCGCCGCCGCCGCCGGAGGAAGGUCCGACGCAGAAGAAGAAGAGAAACCAGCCAAGAACUUCAAAUUCGGAUGCGGAGGUGAUAGCGUUAUCGCCAAAGACGCUAAUGGCGACGAACAGGUUCAUAUGCGAAGUGUGCAACAAAGGGUUUCAGAGAGAACAGAACCUGCAGCUCCACAGGAGAGGACACAACCUUCCGUGGAAGCUGAAACAGAAAUCGAACAAGGAAGUGAAGAGGAAAGUGUAUCUGUGUCCGGAGCCCACGUGCGUUCACCACGACCCCUCACGUGCCCUCGGAGACCUCACCGGCAUCAAGAAGCAUUAUUACCGCAAACACGGCGAGAAGAAGUGGAAGUGCGAGAAAUGCUCUAAGCGUUACGCCGUUCAAUCUGAUUGGAAAGCCCACUCCAAGACCUGUGGAACCAAAGAGUAUCGAUGCGACUGCGGCACCAUCUUCUCUAGGCGCGACAGUUUCAUCACACACAGGGCGUUCUGCGACGCGUUGGCUCAAGAAAGUGCGAGACACCCAACGUCUUUGACGUCCUUGCCAAGUCAUCACUUCCCGUACGGACACAACAUCCUCGGUCUUUCCCAAAUGGGGCCCACACAGAAUCUUGAUCUUCACCACCACCCGAACCAAAACGUCGACGUUCUCCGCAUCGGAAGCGCCGGCGACGGAGGAGGAGGACCGGCGUCUCGCUCCUCCGAUCUCCUCCCUCCUCCACCUCCUCCUACCAAUGCCUCCGGCUUCUUCAUGCAUGACCAAAACCCUAGCUUUCACGAACAAGACACGACGAGCUCUCAUCACCAGCAAGGAUUUUUGGCGGCGGCGAACAACAAGCCGUUGACUUUUCAACACGGUCUCAUGCAGUUCUCCGACUCGCUGAACUCUCCUUCCUCUGUCAACCUCUUCAACCUCAGCUUCCUCUCCGGCAACAACAACAACGGCGCCGCCACAAGCAAUGCAGCCGCAGCUUCUCCGGCCGGUAAUAUGAUGAUAUCGAACCCUUUUGACCGCGAAAACGCGGUUACUGGAGGCCGAGAAGGGCCCACGAGCAUCGGUCUCUUCCCAAAUGGCCUCUUGAGCUCGACAGAUCGCAUAAGUUCCUCCAUGCAAAAUUCCAAUCCUACCCCUCACAUGUCAGCCACUGCACUUCUUCAGAAAGCGGCACAAAUGGGUUCAACGUCGAGUACUAACAACAACAGCAACAACAACGUGCCCUCGAUCUUGAGGAGCUUUAGCGGCGGCGUUUAUGGCGAAAACGAGAGAAACCUUCAGAACUUGAUGAACUCAUUUUCUGCUCCAAUGGAUCCUGCGUUCGGUUCGUUUGGAAGGAACAAGGGAAGUAGCACUGUCGAUAAGCAGAACAUGACGAGAGACUUCCUCGGCGUAGGACAGAUCCUACGGAGCAUGAGCGGCGGCGGCGGGGGGGGUCACAGA